Penicillium maclennaniae is the source of this 2523-nucleotide messenger RNA. RefSeq names its product putative C6 transcription factor (Ctf1B) (gene farB1). Lineage: Eukaryota; Fungi; Ascomycota; Eurotiomycetes; Eurotiales; Aspergillaceae. Gene Ontology annotation, molecular function: DNA binding; zinc ion binding; DNA-binding transcription factor activity, RNA polymerase II-specific. The record is from RefSeq and is a predicted model, not a curated record. The transcript is spliced from 3 exons. Bases 1 to 2523 code for a protein of 840 amino acids. Gene Ontology annotation, biological process: DNA-templated transcription; regulation of DNA-templated transcription.
AUGACUGAAGAGUCAGGGAAACGCAAGGCCUCGGGCCUGGCCGCCCAUAACCGUCCUGUCAAGCGACGAGCUUCAAAGGCCUGCUGCUGCUGUCGUGCUCGCAAAGUGCGUUGUGACGUGGUAGAGAAUGGCUCGCCCUGUACGAAUUGUCGCCUCGAUCAGGUCGAGUGCGUCGUGACGGAAAGCAAGCGGAGAAAGAAGUCGCGUGUGGAAAACGAAAACCCUCAAGCUUCGGAGUCGCCCCAUGAUGACUCCGAAGACGCGUCGCUUUUUGGUCGACUGGGCGAGAUCCAGAUGCCAGACAUGGUGCCGACAUCACCCUCGACGAACUCGGUCGAUAUCGAUCAUGGCCAACAUAUGCCACAUCUUCUGUAUCAAUCUCAGAAUACUCGUGUAGGCCCCGAUGAACGCUACCGUCGCCGAAUGGCUCCGAACCCGGCCGUUCCCUCCACCAUGCCACUGGCCAACGCGACGCUCCAGAUUCAACAGUUGCUCGACCCGUCCUUUGGAACCAACCGGACUGCCAAUGGCUAUCUCCCUGACUACAUCCGAGGCCUACCGGCGCGACUCACCAAGGACGAUAUCGACUACUUGGCCGCCAAGGGAGCGCUCUCCAUCCCUGAUGUGAGCCUUCGAAACGAACUUCUGAAGGCCUACGUGCACUACGUCCAUACGUACAUGCCCUUGUUGGACCUGGAGGAGUUCCUCCAGACCAUUGUGCAGAAUGAUGGAGUCCAUCGCAUCAGUCUGUUGCUGUUCCAGGCUGUCAUGUUUGCUGGAAUGGCCUUUGUGGACAUCAAACACCUGAAGGCUGCUGGCUAUCAGACGCGCAAAACCGCUCGUAAAAUUUUUUUCCAGCGAGCUCGAUUGCUCUACGAUUUUGACUACGAGGUGGACCGCAUUUCUCUCGUCCAAUCUCUGCUUUUGAUGACUUACUGGUACGAGACCCCCGAUGACCAGAAGGAUACCUGGCACUGGAUGGGGGUCAGUCUGUCUCUGGCGCACACCAUCGGACUCCACCGUGAUCCCGGCAACUCGCGGAUGGAUCUUCGCCGCCAACGGAUGUGGAAGCGGAUCUGGUGGAGCACAUACACUCGUGACCGAUUGAUUGCUCUGGGCAUGCGACGACCGAUGCGUGUCAAGGAUGAAGACUGUGAUGUACCUAUGCUCACUCUUGACGACUUCGAAUUCCAUUCUUUCUCACCCGAAAUUGUGCAGAUGGUUGGGGAUUCGGAGAUUCUUCAAAAUGUUAGCCACCAGCGAGAGCUGGCAUUGAUGUUCAUCGAGAAGGCUAAGCUCUGUCUCUGUGUGAGCCAUGUGCUCUCCGCCCAGUACUCUGUGCUGAGUCAUAAGUUCGGCGGCACCAUGGAGACGACCAUGAUGCUGGUACCCAAGAAAUCCACGGCAGAAACCUUUGAGGUGCGACGCUGCGACCAGGAACUUGAGGAUUGGCUUGCGAAUCUGCCUGUGGAAACCCAGUAUCAGCCAUCGGGACUUUCGAAGCUGUCCGAGGCCAAUGAGGUGCUCCAUUCGCACCGUGCUCUCCUGAAGAUGGUCUACUUGACUACAUCUAGCGCCCUGCAUCGCCCGCAGGUUCUCCCGGCUAUCCCUUUCCCAUCCACGGACGCCGAAUUGCAGGAGAUGUCUCGCAACAAAGUGCGAUUCGCCGCCGUGGAAAUCACCAACAUCGCCCAUGACCUACACACUCUGGACUUGACCCGUUACUACCCUACGACCGGUGUCACCGUCCUUCUCCCCGCCGUCAUCAUUCACUUACUGGACAUCAAGUCCAGCGACCCCACCGUGCGCAUGACCAGCCUCCAGCGGUUCUAUCAAUGCAUGCGCAUUCUGCAACGCCUUCGUGAGAUCUAUGCCUCGGCCGACUUUGCAACCUCCUUCCUUGAAGCCGCCAUCCGUAAAGCCGGCAUUCAACUCACUGUCGCACCUCAAGACGUGUCAUCGCGCCCCCGCAAGACCACCAACAGUAACGACCCAUUCGACCUCCUUUCCCGCGCCAAUGCCCUGACCCCGCCGCCCGAUUCCCUGGCCCAGAAAAUCCCCGAUCUCACCUACCCCAAAUCGGCCCCGGCAGGCGGGUGGCCCACCGGGGACCUAUUCGCCUCGACCCCACCUCAGUCUGAUGGCAGCGAGAAUGGGAGCACUAACAACCUCAACCCCCGCAAUCAAAUCACCGACGCCUUUGCGAUCCCUGAGCUGAACCCGGAAAUGAGUCUCACUGAGCUGAUGGAUCUGGCCAACGAUGCCGAAGUCACCCAGAACGACUUCGACGCGCUGAUCAACUUUGACGAUGCGGCUGGAAAUGAUCUCUUUGACGAAGACCAGCCUGCCGGGGACAAGGGGUUUGAUUUCGACGUGAACGUCAUGGGCUUUGAUUCCGAUUCGAAAGCGAUCAAUUUUGCGCAUCUUGCGGAGCGCGAGCGCACCACGGGCCCAGACGCCGAGGCUAUGCGGCCCGGUUUGACGGCUGAUCUUGACACAGAUCUCGGAAUCAUGAAUGAAUAA